AUGGUUAAGACACUUCCAUUUGGCGACCAGCAGGUCCCUGUUCCCGGCUUUGGCGCUAUGGGACUUAAUUCAGCUAUGGGGACAGAUCUCGAUCUCGUACAGUCCGAGCCUGUUCUUCUGAAAGCCAUCGAGCUCGGCUGCACAUUCUGGGACACUGCCGUUGCCUACAAGGCUGGGGAAAAUGAGAAGUUGCUGGGAGAAUUCAUCAAGAAGCACAAUGUGCGCGAUAAGCUUUUCGUGGCCUCCAAGUGUGGAUUCGACGUCUUUGGACCCCAGCGGACGGUCACCAACUCGGCCGCUCACAUCAAAGAAUAUAUCGAGGGAACUAUCGACAGACUCGGUUUCACCCCGGAUCUCUACUAUCUCCACCGAAUCGAUCCCAAUACCCCCCUCGAAGAGUCCAUUGGUGCCUUGGAUGAACUCCGCCGCAGUGGAAAAACAAAGUACAUUGGCCUCUCUGAAUGCUCUGCUGAAACUUUGCGCAAGGCCAACGCUAUUGCUAAGAUUGAUGCCAUUCAGGCUGAGUACUCUGCCUUUGAGACAUUGCACGAGACCAGUGGCCUGAUUGAGACGGCAAAGGAACUGGGUGUGGCUUUUGUGGCAUUCAGCCCCCUGGGACACGGCUGGCUUGUGGAUGACUUCCAGUACAAGUCUCCUGAUGAGUUCGCGCCUACUGAUUUCCGACGCACUGUCCCUAAGUUCCAGGGUGAAAACUUCUACAAGAACAAGGCGAUCGUUGAUGAGAUUAAGAAGCUUGCCACUAAAAAGGGCUGCUCAGUUGCGCAAAUCGCCCUGGCCUGGGUUGCUGCUCAAGGUUUGAUUACUAUACCAGGAACGACCAGGGCCUCACGUCUGGCAGAGAACUGGGAAUCCCGUGACAUCGAACUGGAGGAGGAGGAGCUUAAGGAGAUGCGAAAGAUUGUUGACGCUGCCAAGCCAACUGGAGAGAGAUUCUCACCCAUCUACCAAUCGAUGGUCGGCCACUAG
Molecule: messenger RNA, 987 nt
Organism: Penicillium cataractarum
Lineage: Eukaryota; Fungi; Ascomycota; Eurotiomycetes; Eurotiales; Aspergillaceae
Product: aldo/keto reductase
Exons: 6
Coding region: 1-987 (328 amino acids)
Cellular component (GO): cytoplasm
Source: RefSeq, a predicted model, not a curated record